AUGAGUCGAGCACGUUAUACAGUUUCAAUGGAUGCUCUAAAUUCAUCGCAAUAUGAUGGACGGAUGUCUUCAGAAAAUGUUGUUACAGAUGGCAUUGAUAUUCUUCGAUCUAUAAGUUCCUUGUCGAUCAAACAACGGCCAUCAGUAGCAGAGGCAAUUCUCGGAAUUGCCAUGCCGGCUAAAUUCGACAUCUUUACUGAUAUUGGUGAACAAAUUUUUCAUGCGUUUGAAGAAUCAGGAUUUUGUCAACGUUUGUGGUGUUCAAGCGCUCGACGUUACACAUUACAUGUCAUGAACAAUAGGCAACAAUUGUUCGGAAGUGAUGGUAUCACGGAAAUUGGAGCAAUUCAUAAGAAAUAUUCUGGUUUUUUUAAUGAAGCUUUCACAAGUGCUGACAACUAUAUCUGUGAAGUUCCAAUGGAUCUCGGUGUCAAGAUGAAAGCGAUCGUGCUUGGAGCUGCUUUUGUCAUAGAUUUUACAAAUUUCUCGACGGUUCCACAAAAUAACGACAAUAAUAACAACUGA
Rotaria sp. Silwood1 is the source of this 525-nucleotide messenger RNA. The record is from the annotation of a GenBank genome assembly. Lineage: Eukaryota; Metazoa; Rotifera; Eurotatoria; Philodinida; Philodinidae.